GGGUGGGUAGCUAGGGUUUUGGUUGGGGAUGAGGAGGGCGGUUUGCGCCGCGGCCAGGCUUGGUGCCACUGUGCGCAGCUUUGCCACCGGCAAGGAGGCGUACGCCAGCCGCGAGGAGGUGACCAAUCGAGUGCUCAACGUGGUGAAGAACUUCCCCAAGGUGAACAUCCUCAAGCUCUCGCCAACAUCGCACUUCCAAAAGGACCUGGGGCUGGACAGCCUGGAUGCUGUCGAAGUGGUGAUGGCCCUCGAGGAUGAAUUCAAGAUCGAGAUCCCGGACAGCGACUCGGACAAGAUCGUCUCCUGCGCCGAUGCCAUCGAGUACAUCGCAACUCGGCCAUCCAAGAAAGAGUCCCUCAUCCAUCACUUUUGAGAUUGUAGCAAAUGCAGAUUAGGGGUUCGAUUCCCCGAGAGGCAACAUCAUCUUCUGCUUUACUUUC
Molecule: messenger RNA, 440 nt
Organism: Selaginella moellendorffii
Lineage: Eukaryota; Viridiplantae; Streptophyta; Lycopodiopsida; Selaginellales; Selaginellaceae
Product: acyl carrier protein 1, mitochondrial
Exons: 2
Coding region: 29-373 (114 amino acids)
Biological process (GO): fatty acid biosynthetic process
Cellular component (GO): mitochondrion
Molecular function (GO): acyl carrier activity; acyl binding
Source: RefSeq, a predicted model, not a curated record